UUGGACACCCCAAAACCUGCACAGACAGAGCAGAGGAUCCCAGAGAGCUGCAGCCAGCACAGCAGAGCCCAGAACUCGGGGAGCCCCCGGGGGCAGGAGCCUCAGCCAGGCCAGGAGGGUCCCUCACCCCAGGGCAGACACUGGCAUGAGGCAGGUGUGACCCUGCCCACCUGUGCCAGGCCAGCAUGGAGCCGUGCCCGGGGCAGCCCCAGGAGGCCCUGCUGACGGUCAACGAGCAGGUUAUUGUCAUGUCCGGCCAUGAGACCAUCCGGGUGCUGGAGGUGGGCGUGGAUGGGGACCCCAAAACGGCCGGGGAGGGAGCGGGGGGGUCCCCGGCACAGGGGGGGCCCCCAGGUGUGGAGGACGCUCCCUCCAGCACCCCGAGCUCGUCCGGCGGGGAGGUGGCAGGUAAAGCCAAAGCUGAGUCCCCCGCCCCCAUCCCCUCCAGCCACGCCCCGAGCCAGCCCGGCGUGACACACCUGGCCGUGCAGGCCACCCCGCAGGUGUUGGCUCAGGAAAGCUUAGCCACAGGUGUGACAGGAGUAAUGGUUCCGGCAGGGACAGUUACUCAACCUCUUCUUAUCCCCAUCAGUAUUGCAGGUCAGGUGACAGGCCAGCAGGCGCUGGCCCUGGUGACAAUCCCCACCGCAACGCUCGCCGCGCUCCCGGGACUGACGCCGGCGGCACCUGCGGGGGCGAUUUUCAAAGCGCCCGUAGCCAAUCUCACAGCCGCCGCCGUGCUCAGCCCGGCUGUCCCGGUGCCCCCGGCGCCCCCCGGGCAGCCCCCGCUGCUGCCCCAGCCCCCCCCGGAGCCCGCCCCGCCCAAGGAGCCCCCGCUGGCCGUGCAGCCCCCGCUGGCCGUGCAGCCCCCGCUCGCAGGACUGGCCUUUAACCCCGGCAUCCUCACGGCGGCUCUGGGGGUGCAGCCACAGCUCCUGGGGUCCCUCAGUGCCCCCCCCGUCAUCUCCAUCCCCCUCCCCAGCGUGCAGGGGCAGCUCCUGACCAACACCCAGGGCCAGGUGAUCGGGACCCUGCCCUGGGUCGUGGCCCCUCCCGGGGUGGCCCCCGCGCCAGCCCCGCCCAGCCUGCAGGUGACACAGGUGACACCGGUGACACCGCAGCUGCUGCUCAACGCGCAGGGCCAGGUGAUCGCCACGCUGGCCACGGGGGCCGCGCUGGCCACGGGAGCCACGCUGGCCACAGCCCCCCCUGCACCUGCCCCCGGCAAGAAAAACGGGGCUGGUGAGCCCCCCGUCAAGAGUGAGGUGCAGCCCAUCCAGCCAGCCCCGGCGGGGGUGGGGACAAGCCCCGUGGCCAAGGUGUCACCGUCCCCUGUGCCCAUCACCUGCUCUGAGACCCCCACCGUGAGCCAGCUGGUGUCCAAGCCCCCUGCCCCUCCCAGCACAGACGAGGACGGGAUCAACCUGGAGGAAAUUCGGGAAUUCGCCAAGAACUUCAAACUGCGGCGCCUCUCGCUGGGGCUCACCCAGACACAGGUGGGGCAGGCCCUGACUGCCACCGAGGGGCCAGCCUACAGCCAGUCAGCCAUCUGCAGGUUCGAGAAGCUGGACAUCACGCCCAAGAGCGCGCAGAAGCUGAAGCCGGUGCUGGAGAAGUGGCUGCGGGAGGCGGAGCAGCGGCAGCGCGAGGGGCAGCAGCACCUGCUGGAGUUCGUGGGGGGCGAGCCGGGCAAGAAGCGCAAGCGGCGCACGUCCUUCACCCCGCAGGCCCUGGAGGCGCUCAACGCGCACUUCGAGCGCAACGCGCUGCCCACGGGCGCGGAGAUCACGCGGAUCGCGCAGGAGCUGCGCUACGAGCGAGAGGUGGUGCGGGUGUGGUUCUGCAACCGCCGCCAGACGCUCAAGAACACGAGCAAGCUCAACGUGUUCCAUGUGCCCUGAGAGAGGGCCGGGGGUGCUGCUGUCCCCGUGUCACCCUCCGGUGUCCCCGUGCUCGGAGCUGGGAGCGCCCCCCGUGUCACCCCGGCCUCCAGCCAGCAGCGCUUUGGGCACUGGUUCUGUCCCUGUGCCACCACGCCCGUACCUGUGUCCAGUCUGUGGUCACUGGUUCUGUCCCUGUGCCACCACGCCCUCACCUGUGUCCAGUCUGUGGUCACUGGUUCUGUCCCUCUGCCACCACGCCCGUACCUGAGUCCAGGCCCUCCCCUGUGUCCAGUCCCUCACCUGUGUCCAGUCCCUCACCUGUCCAGUCCCUCACCUGUAUCCAGGUCCAGGCCCUCCCCUGUGUCCAGUCCCUCACCUGUAUCCACCCCCACCCUGCCCCUCAGCAUCUCCCACAUGCCCUAAACUGGGAGCACUGGGAGCCACUGGUUCUGUCCCUGUGCCACCAGAUCCCUGCACCAGCACACCUGGGCCUGAGUCCAGCACACCUGGAUCUGUGUCCAGCACACCUGGGUCUGUGUCCAGCACACCUGGGCCUGUGUCCAGCACACCUGGAUCUGUCCAGCACACCUGGAUCUGUGUCCAGCACACCUGGGCCUGUGUCCAGCACACCUGGAUCUGUCCAGCACACCCACACCUGUGUCCAGCACACCCACACCUGUGUCCAGCACACCUGGGUCUGUGUCCACACCUGUACCCGUGUCUGAAAUUCAACGUCUUCCACAUGAUCUGAACUGGGAGCACUGGGAACACCCGAGUUCCCAGUCAGAGCCCCCCUGACCGCCUGCCAUCAGCACUUUGGCCAUUGAUUUUGUCCCUUUGGCCAUUGAUUUUGUCCCUGUGGCCACCCCUUUGUCCCUCCAACCCCAUCCCUGUGCCCAUCCCCACUGUGCCCUUCAGUGCUCUGAACUGGGAACACUGGGAAUCCCCUCUGUGUGUCCCACCAGUCCCAGCCCCUUGGCCUCCAGCCAUCAGCACUUUGGCCAUGGAUUUUGUCCCUCUGACCAUGGGUUUUGUGUCUCUGCCCUGUACCUGUGCCCACCUGUGCCUGUGUGUGUCCUCCUCUUCCCUCCUUGUCACACACGACCCGAGGGUGUUGAUGUCACCUCCCCCAUCUGUGACACACGUGGUGACAGACCCCCCCCCCACCGAGUGUCACCCACCCAAAAUCCGUGAUUUCCAUUUUUCUGGGCUUUUCCCUUUUUCCUGUGUUCCUGAGGCGAUGUCGUGGCUCACCAGGGGUGACACCAAAUUUAUGUCACCCCCACGCUGGUUUUGCGAGGGGCUGCUGGGGGUGAUCCCCCACCCUGGGGACGUCCCGUGGGUGAAUUUUGGGGACAUCCCCUCCGGGUUUGGGGGGCGUGAACCCCAAAGCAGAGGUAGCGCCCCUUCCCCACCUCCGCCUGCAGCUCCUCGGGGGGCGAUGGGGGGAGAGCUCUGGGGGGCACCGGGCAGACUGAUGCACUUGAUGUAGUGGUGUGAAAUAAACAGUAUUUUUCUUUUUUC
Messenger RNA from Catharus ustulatus (Swainson's thrush), 3407 nucleotides. It is a transcript of the gene POU6F1, whose product is annotated as POU class 6 homeobox 1. The transcript has 11 exons. The record is from RefSeq and is a predicted model, not a curated record. Gene Ontology annotation, molecular function: DNA-binding transcription factor activity, RNA polymerase II-specific; RNA polymerase II cis-regulatory region sequence-specific DNA binding. The coding region runs from base 186 to 1901 and encodes 571 amino acids. Gene Ontology annotation, biological process: regulation of transcription by RNA polymerase II. NCBI's taxonomy places the organism in Eukaryota, Metazoa, Chordata, Aves, Passeriformes, Turdidae.